CAGAGCAGGGUAUCCAUCAGGAUAUAGUGGAAGACCAGAAACUACCUGGUUCCACACGAAAAGAAGAAAAAAAAAACAAACAGAAAUAAGAAUAAAAUAAAGGCAAGAGACCCUCUCAAAGUUGAUUUGGCAAACCUCUCGGCCUUUUGGAUUAUUGUCUGGAGGCAAAUUCAGAAAAUGGACUUGAGGGUUUUCAGAAUAUUUCUCUAGAGAGCUGGCAUAAGAAAUCUUAGUUGGAAAGGGGAGGCAACUAGAAGGUGGACUACACAUUCCGCACACUCAAGAAUGGUUUCGCCUCUGCUCUGGCUAUACUUUAUUAUAUGGAGUGAAAAUGUGCUAGGAAAAUAUGAAGAUGAUGAAAACUUCUAUUCGCAAAACAUCAGCCGGAUCCUGGAUAACUUGCUUGAAGGUUAUGACAAUCGGUUACGGCCAGGCUUUGGUGGUGCUGUCACUGAAGUCAAAACAGAUAUUUAUGUGACCAGCUUUGGUCCUGUGUCAGAUGUGGAGAUGGAAUACACAAUGGAUGUUUUCUUCCGCCAAACUUGGACAGAUGAGAGGUUGAAGUUUGGGGGUCCAACUGAGAUUUUAAGUUUGAAUAACCUAAUGGUCAGUAAAAUCUGGACACCUGACACUUUUUUCAGAAAUGGCAAAAAAUCAAUUGCUCAUAAUAUGACAACCCCUAAUAAACUCUUUAGAAUAAUGCAGAAUGGAACCAUUCUAUACACAAUGAGGCUUACCAUCAAUGCUGACUGUCCUAUGAGGCUGGUUAACUUUCCUAUGGAUGGCCAUGCUUGCCCACUCAAGUUUGGGAGUUAUGCUUAUCCCAAAACUGAAAUCAUAUAUACAUGGAAAAAAGGACCACUUUACUCAGUAGAAGUCCCUGAAGAAUCUUCAAGCCUUCUCCAGUAUGAUCUGCUUGGACAGACAGCAUCUAGUGAGACAAUGAAAUCUAACACAGGUGAAUAUGUAAUAAUGACAGUUUAUUUCCACUUGCAAAGAAAGAUGGGCUACUUCAUGAUACAAAUAUAUACUCCUUGCAUUAUGACAGUCAUUCUUUCCCAAGUAUCUUUCUGGAUUAAUAAGGAAUCUGUUCCAGCAAGAACUGUCUUUGGCAUCACAACUGUUUUAACUAUGACCACUUUAAGUAUCAGUGCUCGUCACUCCUUGCCAAAAGUUUCAUACGCUACUGCUAUGGAUUGGUUCAUAGCUGUUUGCUUUGCUUUCGUCUUCUCCGCUCUUAUUGAGUUUGCUGCUGUCAACUACUUUACCAAUCUUCAGGCACAGAAAGCCAAAAGGAAAGCACAAAUUGCAACCUCAACCCCUGUGACAAUAUCAAAAGCGACUGAACCCUUGGGAGCUGAGAUUGUUUUGCAUCCUGAUUCCAAGUAUCAUCUGAAGAAAAGAAUCACCUCUCUAACCUUGCCAAUAGUUCCAUCCUCUGAGGCAAGCAAAGUUUUCAUUAGUUCUCCCAUCCUGGAAUCAACACCUGUUACAAACCCACAACUCUCCCCAGCCUUCGAAGGUACCAGUAAAAUUGAUCAAUAUUCUAGAGUUCUCUUCCCUGUUGCAUUUUCAGGAUUCAACCUUGUGUAUUGGAUAGUUUAUCUUUCAAAGGACACAAUGGAAGUAAGUGGGAGUGUUGAAUAGGAAAAGCGGUUCUUUGUUAAGUUCUCAUCUGUAUUCUUUUAAAUCGCAUUGAGACUUUUUUUCUGAACACAAAAUUAUAAUUGAAAGUCUGUAACAGAAAUCUGAAUAAACAUAUAUGGACAAAAAUAGGGUAUAAGAUUAGCCUCAUAAUGGAAAGUAUAAUGUUGUUGGAAAAUAUGAAUUUUAUGUCUAUUUGGGAAUAAUUUUGUAAAGAAAUUUAUGAUUUA
This is a messenger RNA of Suncus etruscus (white-toothed pygmy shrew), 1874 nucleotides long. It is a transcript of the gene GABRA6, whose product is annotated as gamma-aminobutyric acid type A receptor subunit alpha6. The transcript has 9 exons. Lineage: Eukaryota; Metazoa; Chordata; Mammalia; Eulipotyphla; Soricidae. The record is from RefSeq and is a predicted model, not a curated record. Gene Ontology annotation, cellular component: GABA-A receptor complex; postsynapse; synapse. Bases 286 to 1647 code for a protein of 453 amino acids. Gene Ontology annotation, biological process: chloride transport; signal transduction; regulation of postsynaptic membrane potential. Gene Ontology annotation, molecular function: benzodiazepine receptor activity; transmitter-gated monoatomic ion channel activity involved in regulation of postsynaptic membrane potential; GABA-gated chloride ion channel activity.